AUGGACGUUUCCGGGCUUUUCGUCGCCGGUGAUAAGCAACCUGACGACGACAACAUCUCCAUCAACUCCACCCUCGCGUCCGAACAUGAUUCCGAUGAGGAAUGGCUGGUAGAGGGUAUCCGCGCUCAAAGUCGCGAAGGUGGAAGAGACAAAUUUUUGGUAGAGUGGACCGGUUACCCCAUUGAAGAGGCAACAUGGGAGCCUGAGGAAAACGUGACGGAUGAGCUACUUGGGGAAUGGAAAGACACCCAAGCAAAGCAAGCUUGCGGAGAGGAGAAGCCGUUCGACAUUCUCGCCUGGCAAGAAAGCGUGGUCAAGCGUCAAGAGGAAAAAUACCAGCGGCAUCACCAGCGCAAUGUUGAACGGAAAAAACGAGGUAUCCAGCUUAGGCUGUGGGAGGGUGAAACCAAAGCGGACUACUAUCUUAGCGACGACGACGUUGGGGAGGAUGAGUUUAACGCCGUAUUCCCCCCUCCAAAGGUUGUGGGGCGAAACGAGGAUGCGUUUCAUUCUGAUACUCAACCCUCCAAGAUCGCCCCUAAGCAGGACGUUGCAGAGAAACCAAUCUCCCAGAAACGGACUUCAGCGACAGAGAAACUAAAGUCACCAACGAGAAAGGCACAAUCCAGCUCUAGCCCUCAGCCACGCUCACAGCCACCUUCGGCGCAGGCAGCGGCGACUGGAUAUCAAGGAACAGCAAAGAAGAAGCCUCUGCCGAACAGAGGAGUCAAUAAUGCGACAAUCAGCCGGUUGCCGGUGGGUAGUGCGAAUUCGCAGACCACACACAAGGCCAAAAAGACUGUUGUGAGCUCCAGAACGAUGGUUAGAUCACAGAACAGCGGAACGGGCAUCAAUGUCUUUGCGGCCGGCAAGCAAUCAAAGCAGCGCCGUCAACUUGUACAGAACGUGGCCGAUCCCACCAAGGAUGCUCGUCUGUUCUCAAAUCACCGACUCAGGAGAAAAGCCGAGUUACAAGGUCGUGAGAAAGCGGACGUGGCUCCCGCGGCUGUCCCAACGAAGUUAUUCAGCAUCAGCCGCGGGCCUCCUCCUGGAACCACUACCGGUACGAACACCGUCUCGAGCACCAGCACCACCGCUUGCAUCCCUCGGUCCGUACUGAAGCGCUCAGUCGAUGAUCUCUCGACGAGAUCAGCCAGUGAGUCCAGUAUGACGACGUCGGAGAGGACAGGGGCGUCACACCCUCAAAACCUGGGUCAGUCGCAGACUACUCAGCCAACGACCAAGAAAAGGAAGUCUGUACAGUUUGCAGAUGUUCCGCUUGUCGAUGAGCCAGAAGAGAUGGACGUGGACUAUCCGACUGCUCGGCCGAAAAGACUCAAGUCGCCCCCAAUGCCUUCAGAUCCAUCACAGUCUACUCAACCGCCUGCUAAGCCUCAGUCUAUCCUUCGCAAGUUAUCAAUAACAGACUACAAGUCGAGAUGCACAGGCCAAAACUACGACAAAACUGUCGUCUUCGGUCCUCAGGGAAGCAAAGACAUCGAAAUGACAUUUGAUAACGUUAGAGCCGACUCUGACGCAUGGCAUUCUCAAUUUGUUGACGAGAAACAGCUGCAUUUCGCCAGAAAUUUCACAGCGAAAACCUUUGCCUCUCAAAGGGCAAUUGUUGUUGAACGAGUACUCUCAAAUGGAAGCGUCAGGCCCAAGUCAAACAACGACCAAGCUGCUGUAGAGAGAGCAGCAGAGCGAUUACGAUCAGGGUCGUUUGGGAUUGCGUGCUUCUAUGAAGACUUUCUCAUCAUCAUCUACCCAUCGGAGUGUGAGGAUUGGAAGCAAACAAUGCCUGAAGUCGAAGCCAACAGCCCGGCAAACGUCUCCCUGACAUAUGUCAUUUUCAAGCCACAGCCGGCUAUUAAGAAGCCUUUGCCGAUCAGACAGGUCAACACUUCAAAGAUAGCUUCACGGAUUGCCAUUUUUCGCGAUCUCUUACGCCUCGAUUACCAUACGAUGCUACCCCCUGGCAUUCGAAAUGUACGCCACAAUUUCUACCUGGCGUUUCCUCCAUCUAGGGUGCUGUUACUUGAGGCCGUGAGCGAAUGGCUGCGCUCAGAGAAUCCCGAAUGUAGGAUAUUCUCAACUAAAACGGGUGGCGACUGGGCCGCCUUUACCAACCCGAAAAUUGUUACGCAAGGAGUUAUCAUUAUUCACGAGGCAGCCGCCGAUUCGCUCCGACGGUUUCCUGGUUUGCUCAAGCUGCUUUUGCACAAGAGCAGUGCAACUUACGUCUUUUGGUGCAUUGGAGAGUCACUCCAGCUGUCUCCCGCGUACCCAUCCAUUCGGUCUAUGUACAACGAGAUGCCAAAGCUGGGCACAUUUGAGUUGACGAGGUUUUUCCCACACGGUAACGCAAUUUUGGUUACGCCAAGUUUUCUGGUCUCUGAACCACGCCGUGCCUUCCAACUCUUUCAGUGGUACCAUAGGACCUAUCAGAAGCCCAAUAAUAACCAAAAGAUUGUGGCGGCGGCGAGCCUGCGUGAGUAUCUGCGCGAUCUUGCGCAUGAGCGGUCCGCCCGCCGGGACGACUUGAUGGCGGAUGGUGACCUAACGCGCCGGUGGUCAACGUCGAAGCGCGAGGAUAUAGCACGAGUUGCAGGAUUGAGCAAAGAAGAUUGCACAGCUCGAUUUGAGACAUGGGCGAUAGUGGAAGGCCUUCAGUCGGCUAUAGAGACAACCAUUGUGCCGGAUGAGCAGCUUGAGGCCAUUGUCUUUGCUGACGGAUCUAUCGAUGCCAAUGACGAGCAAAGCUUGGUGAAUUGGUUCGGCUGUUGGUCCCAAACUCGUUUCGACCAGUUCCGCAAGUUCCACGUUUUAGGAACAGAUGGCACUUCUGACAACAGCCACCUCAUCAAAGACGGCGACAUUCCCAUAUACCCGCCUGGGGUUGGGCGCGAUUUUGGAGCCGAACCAAACCCCGAUGUUCAUGGUCCCCGUCAGACCAUGUCAGGUUCCGACAAUAAUCCUGGACCAGAAAGUGGAGGUAGUAAACCUCUUGAGGGCUUGUCUGGCCACCACUUCAUGAGCAAGUUGAAGGCAAUUGGCACUCGCAACGAACGUCCGAAAGUGUGUCCAUUUGGGAAGCUCUUCGGCUUUGCCGUCUCCUAUUACGAAGACGUUGCCAAUACAGCUGACUCUUAUGGAGACUUCCAUCGCGACUUUUCAACUUUCGAGAAGUGGAUGGAGUGGCCCUGGCCGUUCUUCUCAUCCUACCAGGAGCGUUUCAAGCAACCUGCGGCACCCUUUCAUUUGCCGCCGACAUUCAACACCUACUUCGCCUUUUUUUACACUCCUGAAGACGAUCAUGCAAGCAAACCGCCACCGCGUCAUCCCUGGCUUGCGAUUUGGCGGGUUCGUGAACCUCAUGCGCCUUGGAAAGGAACCGAGCUUUUCAUAUGGGACAUCGCGGCCAAGAAUCGAUGUUCCACAGCGAGCGAGAUCUACGAGUCCCAACUCUUGCAGGCACAGCAGCACCUUAUCCAGAUGGUACGGGAACGAUCUGAAGACAAACAUCGGGGCCUUCCUCUGCUAGAGGUCUGGUAUGGUGGAUUCGAAACACAGACUUCAGACUAUACCUUGCCAGUCGACAUCACGUUUCAUAACUUGGACGUGAUGAUGUCGGACUGCAAGCAACAUCUUCCAGCGGUUGAUAAAUUAUUACUCCGCAGGGGUUUCCGCAAGAUUUGUCCCGGCGAUGCGCCCAUCGGGCAAGGGCGUCAUCCUGCAGACUCUUCAAUGGAUAUUGACAUGAUUGGGGGUCAUCGAAAUCAUGGCAGCGAGAGCAAGAUCAUCUUCCACCCGCCCAGGGCCAUCAAUCCGACAGGACAGAGCAGAUGUGAGAAUUUGUUCUACUCCUGGGUGAUGAACAUUGACAGACAAAAUCCUCGUCCCGCGUGGCCUUACACGUUCAGACCGACCACCGAGUGGUACCAGCAGCAGGUUGCCGAGAACCGGCAUUUUGAGCACCUCAACAUUGCUUCUUGGCAGCGGGUGUUUGAAGUCCUCAGGUUGCCCGCCGAGAAGAGCAAGGCGGAGUCGCAAGAGAGCGGCAAAAAGUGA
Molecule: messenger RNA, 4071 nt
Organism: Colletotrichum fioriniae
Lineage: Eukaryota; Fungi; Ascomycota; Sordariomycetes; Glomerellales; Glomerellaceae
Biological process (GO): chromatin organization; negative regulation of transcription by RNA polymerase II
Cellular component (GO): pericentric heterochromatin
Molecular function (GO): chromatin binding
Source: RefSeq, a predicted model, not a curated record